AUGGACUGGAACACAUAUUUUGCCCUACGCAGGACUCGCCGUAACUAUGAGCGUGUCUUCAUGGCUCCGUGCGCGCUCGUUGGCCUUGGCGGCGCUGGAUACUACUUUGCGCAACAGGAUUUUGAUCCGACCCCCAUCUUUGGCAUGGAUCAAGUCGUUGUCUACAUUGCUGGCACGGUCGCAGCGGGUAUUGUUGGAUUGGCGAUGGGGCCCGUCGUCGGAAACAUGGUCUUUAGGACUGCGAAUUCGAAGGCAAAGCCUCUUAUCGACAGAAUGGACAACGAGUUUUUUAAGCACAUUGUCAAGAACCGCGCUGAUCCAAGUGCCAAUUCUGUCCGCAAUCCAAUCCCAGACUUUUACGGAGAGAAGAUUAAGUCCGUGAGCGAAUACCGCGCAUGGCUCAGGAAGCAGCGCGAAUAUCGCCGUAAGGCUCAGUUUUAUGUCGGCGUGGAUUAG
Messenger RNA from Gamsiella multidivaricata, 456 nucleotides. RefSeq names its product mitochondrial import protein Pam17. Lineage: Eukaryota; Fungi; Mortierellomycota; Mortierellomycetes; Mortierellales; Mortierellaceae. Gene Ontology annotation, cellular component: PAM complex, Tim23 associated import motor. Bases 1 to 456 code for a protein of 151 amino acids. The transcript is spliced from 2 exons. Gene Ontology annotation, biological process: protein import into mitochondrial matrix. The record is from RefSeq and is a predicted model, not a curated record.